Loxodonta africana (African savanna elephant) is the source of this 14849-nucleotide messenger RNA. RefSeq names its product zinc finger with KRAB and SCAN domains 8 (gene ZKSCAN8). The record is from RefSeq and is a predicted model, not a curated record. The transcript is spliced from 9 exons. Gene Ontology annotation, biological process: negative regulation of transcription by RNA polymerase II. NCBI's taxonomy places the organism in Eukaryota, Metazoa, Chordata, Mammalia, Proboscidea, Elephantidae. Gene Ontology annotation, molecular function: RNA polymerase II cis-regulatory region sequence-specific DNA binding; DNA-binding transcription repressor activity, RNA polymerase II-specific. Bases 587 to 2971 code for a protein of 794 amino acids.
AGAUCCAUAAAGCGCACUCUGUCCCACCGCUACACAACUUGCUCUCGUACUCAGCCCCAGCCUCCCAAGGCCAGCGGCUCUGCCCCCCUGGGACAGUUAAACUCGUCCGCGGACUUGCGUAGUGGGCCAGGGGCGUGGGACAGAGGAGAUAUCAAGGUCCGUUAUCCCUCCGGAGGUUGACAGGCACCAAGGGCCACGCAACUACGCGACACACAGGCAAGGGAGGAACCUGAAGCUAAGCAUACUGCCGGUGAGUUGCGAGGUGCCCAGGUCCCCUCAGGGGGCCGACCAUAGAGCUUUCAGACCUCCAAGAUUCCUAGAGAGCUUCCGGAAGUGCCUUUGGGGCAAGAUGCAUGUCGGACGGUGUUGUACCUCUGCAGGUUUGGAAGUUAGGGCUUGGAGGGGUCUGAUUUGAGUACGGUUAUCUCCCUCCCUUUCUCCACGCGCUCUGUCUAGGUCUGUCCACCCUUCGCAGCUUUCCUAUCUCUGGCCACCUCUGGAGCUCACGAAGUACCAUUGGAAAGCUAUUCUUUAAGAAGAUAAAGAAGGUGGUAGAAAGAAGCCUCCUGAGUUUUUCUGGCCUUAAAUGGCUGCAGAAUCAAGAAAGCCUUCAGCCCAAUCCCUACCUGACCAAGCACCUGAAGAGGACCUUGUAAUUGUCAAGGUAGAGGAAGAUCAUGGUUGGGAUCAGGAAUCUAAUCUUCAUGAUAAUAACCCUCCUGGCCAAGAGCUGUUCCGUGUGCGCUUCAGGCAGUUAUGCUACCAGGAGACACUAGGACCCCGAGAAGCUCUGAUCCAACUCCGGGCCCUUUGCCAUCAGUGGCUGAGGCCAGAUCUGAACACCAAGGAGCAGAUCCUGGAGCUGCUGGUGCUGGAACAGUUCUUGACCAUCCUGCCUAAGGAGCUUCAGACUCUGGUUAAGGAACAUCAGCUAGAGAGCGGAGAGGAGGUGGUGACCCUUUUGGAAGAUUUGGAAAGGCAAAUUGAUAUACUAGGACGACCAGUCCCAGCUUGUGCACGUGGACAUAGGGUGCUCUGGGAGGAGUCUGCACCAGAGCCUCCAAGUACUCAGCUCCAACCUGCGGCAACCCAGCACAAAUCUCCAAUCCGCCAAGGGCUACAAGAGAGAGCCAUGUCUGCUUCUCAGAGUCCUACCCCUUCCCAGAAAGGAAACUCUGGAGACCAGGAGAUGGCAGCUGCACUUCUCACAGCAGGGUUCCAGACUUUGGAGAAGAUCGAAGACAUGGCUGUGUCCCUUAUCCGAGAGGAGUGGCUUCUUGAUCCAUCACAGAGGAAUCUGUGUAGAGAUAACAAGACAGAGAACUACAGAAACAUGUUCUCCCUGGGUGGUGAGACCAGGAAUGAGAACAGGGAAUUAGCUUCGAAACAGGUAAUAUCUGCUGGAACCCAGCCACAUGGAGAGACAGCUGCCAAAUGCAACGGGGAUGUUAUCGGGGGUCUUGAGCAUGGAGAAGCCCGAGACCUACCGGGCAGAUUAGAAAGGCAGCGGGGAAAUCCCACACAAGAGAGACGACACAAAUGUGAUGAAUGUGGGAAGAGCUUUGCUCAGAGCUCAGGCCUUGUUCGACACUGGAGAAUCCACACUGGGGAGAAACCCUAUCAGUGUAAUGUGUGUGGUAAAGCCUUCAGUUACAGGUCAGCCCUUCUUUCCCAUCAGGAUAUCCACAACAAAGUAAAACGCUAUCACUGUAAAGAGUGUGGCAAAGCCUUCAGUCAGAACACAGGCUUGAUCCUGCACCAGAGAAUCCAUACUGGGGAGAAGCCAUAUCAGUGCAAUCAGUGUGGGAAGGCAUUCAGCCAGAGUGCAGGCCUUAUUCUGCACCAGAGAAUUCACAGUGGGGAGAGACCCUAUGAAUGUAAUGAGUGUGGGAAAGCUUUCAGUCAUAGCUCACACCUCAUUGGACAUCAGAGAAUCCACACUGGGGAGAAGCCCUAUGAGUGUGAUGAGUGUGGGAAAACCUUCAGGCGGAGCUCACAUCUUAUUGGCCAUCAGAGAAGCCACACUGGGGAGAAACCCUACAAGUGCAAUGAGUGUGGGAGGGCCUUCAGUCAGAAGUCAGGCCUUAUUGAACAUCAGAGAAUCCACACUGGAGAAAGACCCUAUAAAUGUAAAGAAUGUGGGAAAGCUUUCAAUGGGAACACUGGCCUUAUUCAACAUCUGAGAAUCCACACAGGGGAGAAGCCCUAUCAAUGUAAUGAGUGUGGGAAAGCCUUUAUUCAGAGGUCGAGUCUCAUUCGACAUCAGAGAAUCCACAGUGGAGAAAAAUCGUAUACAUGUAUUGAGUGCGGGAAGAAGUUUGCCCAGAGCUCAGGCCUCAUUCGACAUCGGAGAAUCCAUACUGGAGAGAAACCUUAUGAGUGUGAUCACUGUGGAAAAGCCUUCAGCGUGCGCUCAACCCUCACUGUGCAUGAAAGAAUCCACACUGGUGAGAAGCCCUAUACUUGUAAUGAGUGUAGGAAGGCCUUCAGUGUGAGGGCACACCUGAUUAUACAUCAGAGGAUCCACAAUGGAGAGAAACCCUAUGAAUGUAAUGAGUGUGGCAAAGCUUUUAGUGUAAGCUCAGACCUUAUCAAACAUCAGAGAAUCCACACUGGUGAGAAACCUUAUGAUUGUGAGGAGUGUGGGAAAGCCUUCAGCGUGAGCUCAGCCCUCAUCAAACAUCAGAGAAUCCACACGGGAGAGAAGCCAUAUGAAUGUAAGGAGUGUGGAAAGGCCUUCUAUGUGAACUCAGCCCUUAUUAAUCACCAGAGAAUUCACUCAGGAGAAAAGCCCUAUGAGUGUGGACAGUGUGGGAAAGCAUUCAGCCAGAUCUCAACCCUUAUUCACCACCAGAGAAUCCAUACUGGAGAGAAACCAUAUGAGUGUGAUGAGUGUGGGAAAGCUUUCCGUGGCAGCUCUAAUCUUACUAAACAUCAGAGGAUACAUGCCAAAGGAAAAUGUCAUCAGUGAUUAAUGUAGUGAAGAUAAUGCCAAAGACCUUUUUUCUGUAUGAGAAGUUACCACAAAAAGAAGGGCAUGAUAAAAGUUAAUGCCUUAAUUGACACUUGGUCUCUUGGAAUAAUGAAGAAGUGAGAGGUCACUAAAAAGGGAUUCCAUUAGCGUAAUGACUGGAUGAAGCUCUAAAAUCACAUCUGCUUCUGAGAAUGGUAGUUUUACAACCGUGAGGAUGGAGAUUUAAAGACAGAAUCUUCUGGAUGACGAUAACCCACUGAAGUGAUGCUAUAUCCCGUUCUAAACCAGCAUGGCUGUGAAUCCCAAGCAGUGAAUGGUGGUCUGGCCUCCAGUACCAUGAUAAAAAGAAGUAGUGAUACCUGGAUCCUUGUCUGGAAGACAUGCUGUUAACCUCGGCUGUAGGUUGCCCUGUCCAGGCACCCAUCUUCAGAUCAACCUCUUCCUCUACUCCCAACGUUUUCAAAACUUGGAGAUCCCAGUGUAUGCUGAUCAUUCACUCCUUGGGCUACACAUUCAGUAGAGGAGAUGUAUUUCCUGGGGGGCUGCCAGUUCCUUUGGCUCAAAAACAAAUCAUUUUUCCAUUUUUUACUCUCAGACUCUGCCCUUCUAAUGGAUCUGGUAUUGAUGAUAUAGUUUUAACCACCUAGUUUUGCGAUGUGCAUUAAUGGAGUGUUUCAGGCCCUCUCUCAGUUUAGCUGCUUUGCCUCUAUUUCCAGUGCAAAAUAGUUCUGCCCAUUUUGUCUUUGUGUUGUAUCCUCAGCCUAUACUACUAUAUUCUUUAUAGCAAUCCCAGGAUACUUUUCCAUAUAGCUUUAAUUCAGUGUAAGCUCUUUCAGAAUUCAGAGGCUCAGCUGGCACUCUGUUUAAUGUGUGCUUAUUGUUAUGUGAUUCUUGAAACAGAUUAUUCAGUUUAAGGUAUAUCUUAAACAUAAAAUUUAUUCUUUAUUAAGAUUUAUUAUAAAACCAGUUGCUGUUGAGUUGGCUCUGAAUUGUGGCAGCCCCUGUGUAUCAGAGUAGAACUAUGCUCCACAGGGAUUUCAAUUGCUGAUUUUUGGAAGUAGAUCACCAGGCCUUUCUUCUGAGGCACCGAUGAGUGGACCCAAACUUCCAACACUUCAAUUAGCAGCUGAGUUUGUUAACCAUUUCCACCAUCCAUACCCACUUCCAAAAAGGAUUUAGGGAUCACUCACCUUUUAGAAAAUGAAAGUGGGACAAUUUGAAAUAAAAAUGGACUCUGGUUACAUCUGCUUUUUUUCAGAUUGUAUGUAAGUUUCCUAGGGCUGCCGUAACAAAUUACCACAAACUCAAAGAUUUAAAACAAACUUAUUUUCUAACAGUUUUGGAGGCCAGAAGUCCCAAGUCAAGGACUUGGCAAGGCCACGCUCCUUGUAAAGGCUUUGGGGGAAAAUCCUUCUUUGCCUCUUCCAGCUUCUAGUGGCUCCAAUAGUUCCUUAGGUUGUGUCUGUAUAACUCUAAGGGCUGCCUCCAUCUACACAAGAAGUCUUCUUUUCUGCCUGUAUUCUCCCCUCCAGGCUCUUAUAACGACACUUGUCAUUGGAUUUAGGGCCUACCCAGAUAAUUGAGGAUUAUUUCAUUUUGAGAUCCUUAAUUACAUCUGCAAAGACCUGUUCUCCAAAUAAGAUCACAUUCGUAGGUUCCAGGGGUUAAGACAUGGAUGUAUCAUUUUGGGGGCCAUCAUUCAACCCACUACAGGUGGUAGUUUCUCUCCUCUCAGAGAUAAAUCAAUUAAUGCAGUUGAGCACUAAAGUUUAUUCGAAGUUUUCUGGCAGUCAAGACAAAAUGGCAAGUAUGUUGGCUUAUAUUGUUUUUCAUAUGUCUAACAAAAGAAAGCAAUUAUAUUUGACCACAGAAAUAAACAUAAAUCAUGAGCAUGCAGUUUUUUGAGUUUAAGUGAACACACCUAGGUAACCCACACUUAGAUUAAGACACAGAAUAUUCCCAGCAUUGCAGAGCUCCCCCCUUCUGCUUUUACUGCAUUUCAUUUCUUCCCCGAGAAUAACCCUUAUCCUGACCUCUAACACUGUGGAUGAGUUCUGCCUGUUUUUGAACUAUGUAUAAAACCAAAAUGAAACCCCUUGUCAUCAAGCCAACUCUGACUCAUAGCGGCCCUAUAGGACAGAGUAGAACUGCCCCAUAGGGUUUCUAAGGAGUGCCUGGUGGAUUUGAACUGCCGACCUUUUAGUUAGCAGCUACAGCUUUUAACCAUUAUGCUACCAGGGUUUCCUUGAACUGUAUAUACCACGUACUUUUCUUGUGUCUGGCUUAUUUCUUGCAACGUUAUGUUUGUGAGAUUGAUUCAUGCUGUUUUGUAUAGCUUUAGUUUGGAAUCCCUGAUAGCAUAGUGGUUAAGAGCUAUGGCUGCUAACCAAAAGGUCGGCAGUUCGAAUCCUCUAGGUGCUCUUCGGAAACCCUAUGGGGCAGUUCUGCUCUGUCCUAUAGGGUUACUAUGAGUCAGAAUUGACUCAACGGCAGUGGGUUUGGUUUUUUUUAGUUGAUUCAUCCUCACAUGAAAUUUUUAGCUCAGUGAAGCAUGUCUUCAUGUGGCCAAGACAGUAUGUUCAAGGUUUUGUUUUAUAUAAUAAUCUUGGUUAAUUUAAAGAGUUGGAACAUCUAAAUGGAUGAAAAGUUUUGUGAAUAGAGAGAAAAUGAAGUUGCUUCCCUCAAACGUUAGAUGCCUUAAGUAAGCAUUAGGCAGGUGUUGCCUUGAGAUUUAUAACUGACUUCCCUGACAAGGACCUGUGAUCAGAUAUUCUGUGUAGCCAUAUUGGAUCCUUUUUGUGAGGAGUUAGGGGAUGGAUAGAUGAAUGAACAGAUAGCUGUAUUCUUGUUCAUACAUAAGGCUUCCAGCAUGGGCAUGAACAGUAAGGGAAUUUAUAAGUAAAGCUAAUCUAUUCCUCAGGAAAAAAAAACUUUGGAUCUUCUCAAUCACAAUUUGAGCAUUUAGUUGGGAUUCCAAAGUCUUUUAAUCAAAAAGCAGGAAAGAGACCACUUUAGCCUGAAAGAUGUUUAGAACAAGUCUUACUUGGUGACAACCCAGUUCCCUUAAAAGUAAAAAGUCUUAGGUUGAGCCCUGUUGAUGUCUGAACCUAAACAAGCAGACAUCCAUUUUUGUAACUACUUGAAAUUUUUCCCUUCUCUGACCUAUCAUAGUAUAUUAUUUCCAUCUUUCUUGGGAUACUUACCUUAUGUUUUGCUUUGUGUUUGUCUCAUGUCCUGCUCAGUUGAUUAUGAAUUCUUCGAUUCCAGGGAUUAUGUCUAUUUCCUUUGUGCAUUCAUUUUCUGCAGUCUGUAGUGCAGAGAGAUGGCUAAAGAUUGUAAAAAUUAGCUUGGGCUAGUUAUGACUAACUAGUAUUUCCUUCUCUUGUACACGGGAUUGCUAUGAGUCAGAACUGACUCAAUGGCACCUAACAACAGCUUUUUGUCACAGAACCCCCAAAUCUCAGUGCCUAUAGUAACAAAUAUUCUAGUUUAUGUUGUAUGUCAGCUGUGAUUCAGUUGCAGCUCUCCAACACUUUUUCUUCACUCUAAGUUCCAUGCUAGAGGAGUAGCCCUACCUUGAAUAUACAGCUCUUUUGGUAAAGGAAAAAGAGCAAUGGUAGACCCACAUGAUGGCAUUUAAGGUAUUUGGGUUUAUCUACUUGGGAGAAGCAUAUGUCAUUUGCACUUAAUUUCAUUUGCGAAAGCAAGUCAAGUAACCAAGACUGUCGGUGGCUUGAGAAAAAUAACCCUUACGAAAAGGGCAGUGACUUAGAAGAGAAUGGGAAAAAAAGCCCAAAGAACACAGAAGACAAUACUAAAGAGCAAAAAUUAAUUGAAAAACAAAUAUUUAUACUUACUUAAAGGAGCACUGGUGGCACAGUGAUUAAGCAUUCAACUGCUAACCAAAAGGUCAGUAGUUCAAACCUGCCAGUGACUCCACAGGAGAAAAGACCUGGCAGUCUGCUCCCAUAAAGAUUACAGCCUAGGAAACCAUAUGGGGUAGUUCUACUCUGUCAUGUAGGGUUGCGAUGAAUUGAAAUCAACUUGUUGGCACACAACAACAGCAUGCAUACUUAGAAGUUAUAUAUAUAAAGAGCUGUAUUUUAGAUAGGUUUUCUCUGUAGGCUACUCUCAUAUGUUACAUUUGAAUCACCCUUUCUGCUUCUGGUGAAAAGGUGGUAAUCAGCCUGUUUCAGAUGGUGACUCCUGGUAUCAAACAAGGAGUCUAUUUCAAAGCAGAGUUUUUCAGAAGUCAAGCACAGAAGGCGGUGCCCAGUAGACUAAAUGGUACAUUCUUCAGGGGUUCCAUACUGAGGCCAAUGGAUUUCUUAGCAAAUUGCUAAGUGAGGGGUGGUGGGGGAGGCCCUUUGAAGAAGCUCAGUCUACACUGCAUGAAGGCAGGAGAAUAUCACUGAUAAAGUGACCUGAGGCACCUAGGAGAAUUCAUCUGGAAGAUCAGUCCUGUCAGUACUCUGGGAGUAGAAAAAUCUCCUUUAAGCUUGCACAUGAUUUUAGCUUCAGCAACUCAAAUAAAGAAGCAGCCUCUCAAUGUAAAGAAAGUGGAAAAGUCAUUGGUCAGAAGGUACCUUUCACUAAUAAAAUAAACCCUGGCAGAUCAGCAGCCCUGACUAUAUACCACCAUGUUCAUAUUGGAGGAAAGCCCUAUGAGUAUCCUCAGCUUGGAUAAGCCUUCAGUGUAAACCCAAGUCCCAUUAAAAAAAAAGAAGACAUGGAGAGGACCUCCAUGAGAGUAAAGAAAGUAGUAAAACCUUUGUAUACUGGAAUGAUUUGUCAAACAGAGAAUCCAUACUGGGGAGAAACCGUAUAAAUAUAAUAAGUGUAAGAAGGCCUUUAGUGUCAGUUCAGAUCUGAUCAAGCGUGAAUUCUCCCUUGAUAAAAGGUGUAUAUGGUGAGUAUAUGACUUCAGUCAGCUGUGAACCCUUAUUAAACAUCAUAAAAUCCACACUGGAGAGAACCCUUGUGGAUAUCUUCAGUGUGGGAGGCCUUCUGCAUUAGGUCAAGUCUCAUUAAAUACAAGCAAAAUCAUUUUGGACAGGAGUCAUGAGUGUGUCAAAGCCUUGAAAUGCUGUGACAGCCUUGUCAAACAUGAGAGAAAAACCUUAUGAGUAUGAAGAAUGUGGUGAGAAGUUCAUUGUGGUUCAGCUUUCAUCGUCCACCAGAGACUCCACACUGGAGAGCACCAUUAUCAAUGUAAGUGUGGAAAGGCCUUCAUUUGGAAACCAGGAGUUAUUAAUCACCAGAAAACCCAUACUUGAGAGAAAACUCAUAAUGCUAAAAAAAAAAAGGAAAUGUGAUGGGCUGUGUGACCUUGUGAUAAUGCUGAGCAACAGACCAUAUUUGCCUUGUUGACCUUUGUGUGUCUAUCACAGAGAAGGUCCUCAAAAUGUUGAAUGACUGCUGUGAGGGCUCUAUUUAUGGAUUGUCAGCAAUUGACUCAGAAAAGAAGCCUCUAAUGGUUUGUUGUAGGAUUUUGCCCUCAUCCCAGACCUGGUCAUCUAAUGACCUCUGGUACUCAUUGUUUGAUUAUGAACUCAGUUCAUGGUGCUUCAUAAUCAUUGGUCAAUGUGGCCUUACUUCCAUUUUUAUGUGUUUUUUCUUUCUCUUCCUUGCCUAUAUCCCAAUCCCAUUCCUACCAUAUCCUCUCCCACCACCUUCUAAAUACUUACAAAACUGGUGGCGUGUUAUGUCUCAUUCUAUGCAAUUCUGCUUUUUAAGAUUAUCUGUUAAUAUAUGCAGAUCUGAUGGUGCAGUGGUUAACAGCUUGGCUGCUAACCAGAAGGUUGGCAGUUCGAAUCCACCAGCCGUUCCUUGGAAACCCUGUGGGGUAGUUCUACUCUGUCCUACAGGGUCACCAUGAGUUGGAAUCGACUCCAUGGCAAUGGUUUUUUUUCUUGUUGUUUGUUUUUAUAUGCAGAUCUGGUUCACUCCUUUAACUUUUGUAGAGUGCUUAAUCAUUUAUUCUUCUAAUGAAGGCCAUUUAGACUUUUAACCAAUUUUUAUUAUAAACAAUGUUGCUCUAAACUGAGAAAACAUCAUUGAAAGAAACUAAAGACAUCUAAUGUUUAUGGAUUUGGAAGAUUUAAUAUUGAUAAGAUGGCAGCGCUCCCAAAUUUAUGUACAGGUUCAAAGCAAUUCCUACCAAAACCCCAGCUGCCUUUUUUUUAACAUAUGAAAAUUCAAAGGACCUAGAAUAGUCAAAACAAUCUUGGAAAAAAAGAGAUUUGGAGGACUUACACUUCCUGAUUUAAAAAUUUACGACAAAGCUACAGUAAUCACUGUGUAGUAGUGGCAUAAGGAUGGAUAUAUCGAUCAAUGCAAUAGAAUUAAGAGUCCAGAAAUAAACUUAUGCAUUUAUGGUCAGUUGUUUGAUGACAAUUCCAUGGGAAAAGAAUGUUGUUUUCAAACAAUAAUGCCGGCUCACAGCUAACAUCAUGUUCAAUGGAGAAAGACUGAGAGCUUUCCCAUGAAGAUCAGGAACAAGACAGGGAAGCCCAUUCUCACCACUGCUAUUCAACAUCAUUCCGGAAGUCCUAGCCAGAGCAAUUAGGUUAGAAAAAUAAAUAAAAGGCAUACAGAUGGGAAAAGAAGUAGAACUAUCCCUUUUUGCAUUAACAUUGUAUACAUAGAAAACCCCAAAGAAUCCACAACAAAGCUAUUACAACUAAUAAUGAAUUCAGUAAAUUGGCAGAAUACAACAUACAAAAAUCAGUCAGGUUUCUAUAUAUCAAUAAGCAAGUGGAAAACAAAAUUAAGGAAAUUUUACCGUUUACAAUAGCAUCUAAAAAAAUAAUAAAAUACUUAGGAAGAAAUUUAACUGGGAAGGUGAAAGAUUUGUACAUACACACAGAAAACCAAACCUGUUGCCACUGAGUCGAUUCUGACUCAUAGCAACCCUAUAGGACAGAGUAGAACUGCCCCAUAGGGUUUCCAAGGAGUGCCUGGUGAAUUUGAACUGCCAACCUUUUGUAGCAGCUGAACUCUUAAUGACUACACCACCAGGGCUCCAAAAGAAAUUAAAGAAGACCUAAAUAAAUGGAAGGACACUCCGUGUUUGUGCAUUGGAAGGCUUAAUAUAGUUAAGAUGUCAGUACUACCCAAAGCAAUCCUUAUCAAACUUCCAACAGCCUUCUUUGCAGAAAUGGAAAAGACAAUCUUCAAAUUUAUAUGGACGGACAGGGUACCCAAAAUAGCUUAAAGCAGCUUUGAAGAAGACUAAAGUAGGAGGACUCACUCUUCCUGAUUUCAAAACAUACUGUAAGGCCACAGUAAUUAAAAUUGCCUGGUACUGGGAUAAUAAUAGACAUAUAGACCAGUGGAAUAGAAUUGAAAGUCCAGAAAUAAAUCCAUACAUCUGUGGUCAACUGACUUUUGACAAGGGUGCCAAGUUCAUUCAAUGGGGGAAGGAAGAGUCUCUUCAAUAAAUGGUGCUGGGAAAAAUGGAUUUCCACAUGCAGAAGAAUGAAUCAGGAUCCAUGCUUCACACCACACACAAAAACGAAUUCAAAAUAGAUCAAGGAUCUAAAUGUGAAAAUGAAAACUAUAAAAUUCUUAGAAGAACAUACAGGGGCAUAGUUAUGGGGCCUAGUUUUUAAUGAUGGACCAUCAUAUGACAAAAAACAUGAGCAGCAAGAGGCAAAAUAGAUAAAUGGGACCUCAUAAAAAUUAAAUAACAUUUGUUCAUCAAAAAGAUUUAUCGAGAAAUUGACGGUUCCACAAUAAUAGUAGGAGACUUCAACACAACACUCUUGGUAGAGGACGGAACAUCUAGAAAGAAACUCAGCAAUGAUACAGAAGAUCUAAAGGCCACAAUCAGCCAACUUGAACUCAUAGACAUGUCUGGAGCACUCCACCCAACAGCUGCAAAGUACACAUUCUUUUCCAACACACAUGGAAUGUUCUCCAGAAUAGACCACAUCUUAGGCCACAGAGCAACUCUCAACAAAAUUCAAAACACUGAGAUAGUACAACAAAAUCAACAAACCACUGGCCAAGUUGACCAAAAAAAAAAAGAUGCAAAUAACCCAGAUAAAUGGGGGACAUUACAACAGACUCAACUGAAAUAAAAAGGAUCAUAACAGAGUAUUAUGAAAAACUAUACUCCAAUAAAUUUAAAAACCUUGAGGAAAUGGACAAAUUUCUAGAAACACACUACCUACCCAAACUAACAAUGAUGUUGAAAAUCUGAACAGACCCAUAACCAGAAGAGACUGAAAAGGUAAUUAAAAAAAAAAACUCCCCACACACACAAAAAAAAAACCACUGGCCCAGAUGCCUUCGCUGGAGAAUUCUACCACACAUUCAGAGAAGAGCUUACAUCAGUACUACUAAAACUAUUUCAGAACACAGAAAAGGAAAGGAUACUUCUGAAUUCAUUCUAUAAAGCCAGCAUAACCCUGAUAUCAAAACCAGGCAAAGACACCAAAAAAAAACAAAAUUACAGACCAGUAUCUCUCAUGAAUAUACAUGCAAACAUUCUGAAUAAAGUUUUAGCCAAUAGAAUUUAGCAUUAUAUCAAAAAAUAGUAAUACAGCACAACCAAGUAGGGUUCAUACCAGGUAUGCAAGGAUGGUUCAACAUUAGAAAAUCAACAUAAUCCACCACAUAAGUAAAAUAAUCACAUGAUCAUCUCAAUCGAUGCAGAAAAGGCAUUUAACAAAGCCCAACACCCACACCUAAUAAAAACUCUCAAUAAAAUAGGUAUGGAAGGGAAAUUCCCCAACAUAAUAAAGAGCAUCUGUUAUGGAUUGAAUUGUGUCUCCCAAAAAUCUCUCUCAACUUGGCUAGGUCAUGAUUCUCUUGUAUGAUUGUCUACCAUUUUAUCUUCUUAUGUGACUUCCCUUUGUGUUGUAAAUUCUAUCACUAUGAUAUAAUAAGAUGGGUUAGUGGCAGUUAUAUUGAUGAGGUCUACAAGAUGAGGUGGUAUCUUAAGCCAAUCUCUUUUGAGAUAUUAAAGACAGAAGUAAGCAGAGAGACUUGGGAACCUCAUACCACCAAGAAAGCAGCGCCGGGAUUGGACCUAAGAUUCCUGCACUGAGAUGCUCCCAGACCAAGGGAAGACUGAUGACAAGGACCCUCCUCCAGAGCAAACAGAGAGAAAGCCUUGCCCAGGAGGUGGUACCAUGAAUUCAAACAUCUAGCCUACUGGACUAUGAAAGAAUAAACUUCUCUUUGUUAAAGCCGUCUACUUGUGGUAUUUCUGUUAUAGCAGCACUAGAUGACUAAGACAGAAUUUAUACAAAAAAAAAAGGCUAUAUCAGUCCCAAGUCUAUGAUCCCCAGGUGCCUUGCUAACUCAGAACUGAAGCCACUCCCUAAGUCCACCUUUCAGCCGAAGAUUAGAGGGCGUAUAGAACAAUAGCACACUUGAGGACUGUGCUAAGUUCAGUCAAGUAUAUGAGACCAAAUGGGCAACACCUUCCCAAAAGCAAAGAGGAGAAAGCAGGAAGGGACAGGAAACCUGGAAAAAUGGACACAGGGAACCCGGGGUGUAAAGGGAAAGGGGUAGAGUGCUGACAUUGUGGAGAUUGCAACCAAUGUCACAAAAUAAUUUGUGUAUGAAUUUUUGAAUGAGAAACUAAUUUGUGCUGUAAACUUUGAUCUAAAACACAAUAAAAUUUAAAGCCUUUUUUUAAAGGCUUUAUCAAAAAAGUAAAAAGACAACCUACAGAUUAGAAGAAAAUUUGGGGGAAUCAUAUAUCCAAUAAGGGUCUAAUAUAAAAAAACUUCUACAACUUAACAACAAAACAAACAACCCAAUCAAAAAAUGGGCAGAGAACUUAAAGAGACGUUUUACCAAAGAGGAUAUUCGGAUGGUCAACAAGCACAUGAAAAGAUGCUUAGCAAUAUUAGCCAUUAGGGAGAUGCAAAUCAGAAUCACGGUGAGAUACCAAACAUAUCCAUUAGAAUGGCAAUGGUAAAAAAACUGAAAAUAAUAGAUGUCGGCACUGUUGUGGAGAAACCAUACGUUCAUCAAUUGCUGGUGGCAAUGUAAAAUGGUGCAGCCACUAUGGAAAUCAGUUUGGCAGUUCCAGAAGUUGAACAGAACUACCAUAUGACCUAGCAGCCUCAAUUCUAGGUAUAGACCCAGAAGUGAAAGCAAGAACAUAAACAGAAACGUAUACUCCAAUGUUCAUUGCAGCACUCUUCACAAUAGCCAAAAUGUGGGAAACAACCAAAAUGUCCACCAACAGAUGAAUGGAUAAACAAAAUGUGGCGUAUACAUACAGUGGAGUAUUACUCAGCCAUAAAGAGAAAUGAAGCCCCAAUGCAUGCCACAAUAUGGAUGAACCUUGCCAACAUUAUGCUUAGCAAAAUGAAUCAGUCACAAAAGGGCAAAUACUAUAUGAUCUCACUUAUAAGAAAUAAGCAAAUAUGUAGAAACCACCAAGCAUCAGUCAAUUUGUCAUACUGUGGUGGCUUGCAUGUUGCUGUGAUAUGGAAGAUAUGCCACCAGUAUUUCAAAUACCAGCAGGGUCACUGUCUUGGUCAUCUAGUGCUGCUAUAACAGAAAUAGCACAAGUGGAUGGCUUUAACAAAGAGAAAUUUAUUUCUUUACGGUAAAGUAGGCUAAAAGUCCAAAUUCAGGGCAUCAGCUGCAGAGGAAGGCUUUCUCUCUCUGUUGGCCUUCUCAUCAAUCUUACCCCAGACUAGGAGCUUCUCCAUGCAGGGACUCCGGGUCCAAAGUAUGCACUUGCUCCCAAAGGAUGCGCUCUGCUCCCAAAGGAUGCACUCUGUUCCUGGCACUGCUUUCUUGGUGGUAUGAGGUCCCCACUCUCUGCUAGUUUCCCUUUCCUUUAAUCUCUUGAGAGAUAAAAGGUAGUACAGGCCACACCCCAGGGAAGCUCCCUUUACAUUGCAUCAGGGAUGUGACCUGGUAAGGGUGUUACAGUCCCACCCUAAUGUUCUUUAACAUAAAAUUACAAUCACGCAAUGGAGGACAACCACAGAAUACUGGGAAUCACGGCCUAACCAAGUUAAUAUGCACAUUUUUGGGAGGACAUGAGUCAAUCCAUGACAGUCACCCGUGGUAGACAGAUUUCAGCAGAGCUUCCACCGUAAGACAGAGUAAGAAGAAGGACCUUGCAGCCUGCUUCUGAAAAACUUGGCCAGUGAAAAGCUUAUGAAUAGCAACGGAACAUUGUCUAAUAUAGUGCUGGAAGAUGAGCCCUUAAGUUGGAAGGCACUUGAAAUAAGACUGGGGAAGACCUGCCCCCUCAAAGUAGAGUCAACCUUAAUGACAUGGAUGGAAUAAUUAGCUUUUGGGACCUUCAUUUGCUGAUAUGGAUGACCCAAAAAGAGAAGAAACAGCUGCAAACAUCCAUUAGAAAUUGGACCGUGGAAUGUACAAAGUAUGAAUCUAGGAAAAUCGAAAGUUGUCAAAAAUGAAAUGGAACACAAAGGUCAAUAUUCUAGGCAUUAGUGAACUGAAAUGGACUGGUAUUGGCCAUUUUGACUCAGACAGUCAUAUGGUGUACUAUGCCAGGAUUAACAAAUUGAAGAGAAAUGGUUUCGGCUUUGUUGUCAAAAAGGAUAUUUCAAGAUCUGAAGUACAAUGCUGUCAGUGAUAGGAUACUAUCCAUACUGCUACAAAGAAAACUGUUUGAUAUGACUAUUAAUUGCUUGUAAUAAAUUUUUUACAAUAUAAAAAAUUCUACAACUUUAACAAAUUUAAAAGGAUAGAAAUACAAAGUAUGCUCUCAGAUCACAAUUGAAUUAAACCAAAAAUCAUCAACAGAAAGAUACUUGGAAAAUCUCAAUAAUAUUUGGAGAUUAAACAACAUACUUUUAAAUCAAACAAUAUCAUGAAUAUUACACGCAAGCAAAAUUUUGCUGAAGAUCAUUCAAAAACGGCUACA